Molecule: messenger RNA, 507 nt
Organism: Plasmodium berghei ANKA
Lineage: Eukaryota; Apicomplexa; Aconoidasida; Haemosporida; Plasmodiidae
Product: conserved Plasmodium protein, unknown function
Exons: 2
Coding region: 1-507 (168 amino acids)
Source: RefSeq, a predicted model, not a curated record
AUGAGCACAUUUAAUGUAAAAGAAGAUUAUUCUAGUAAAUAUGAAGAAGAAUUAAGCAAUGAAACUGAUAGAAGGCUUAUGAAUUUCCCAACGUCACGAAAUGUAGACAUAACACAUUCAUCCUUUUGUUUUCAAAAUAUCGAGCCUGACUAUUUUAUAACCAAUGAUUAUAAUAGAUCUUUAGAAAAUGACAAAACUGGAGAUAUAAUAUUUGAAAAAGACCAUGAUAAAGAAAGGAAGAAAAAUGAAGAAAAAAAAAUAUUUCUUUUUGAUUUAUCUGAUGAACAAAAAAUGCAAGUAGAAAAAUAUAAAAUAAACAAGAUAAUACAAAAUGAGAUGUAUUUAAAAAAAAACAAAGUUUUAAAAUAUGUUAUUCAAAUAUUUUUAUCUGAUUUGUUAAAAGAGAAACCGGAUAAUGUUUAUGAAUAUGCAGCAAAUUAUUUCACUAAACCUAACUUAAAACAAAUUAUUUUACAAAAGUUGAAAAAUAUUUUAAAUCGUUUAUAG